Molecule: messenger RNA, 996 nt
Organism: Benincasa hispida (wax gourd)
Lineage: Eukaryota; Viridiplantae; Streptophyta; Magnoliopsida; Cucurbitales; Cucurbitaceae
Source: RefSeq, a predicted model, not a curated record
AUGACGGAGGAAGUGGUGGAAGAGGAGACAAGAAGAAGCACUCUAGCUUUAGAGACUCCUAAGGAAACUAUGCAAGUAGAAUCCUGUGACGGACCCAUCAGAGUCGCAUUAGAAGAAGUCGCGACAGAGAAGCAACAAGAGGUGGAAGAGGAGAAAAAAAAGAAAAAGGAGAAGGAAAAGAAGGUUGGAGAAGGUGAGCCAUCUCAUCAUCGCAAAGAGAAGAAGAAUAAAGAAAAGAAGGAGGAUGAAGAAGAUAAGGAGGCCAAGCUAAGGAAGAAGAAAGAGAAGAAAGAAAGGAAAGAAUGCAGGCAUGAGGAAAGGCGCCUAAAGAAGGAAGAAGAAAAAAAGAAGAGGGCUGCAAGCCCAGAGAUGGAUGGAGAAUCCACCUCCGUGAGGGAGGACAAGGAGGAACCAGCACAAAUUAGGGAGUCAACGCAACCUGAAAUAACGCAAGUAGUGCGCGACUUCUACCAUGGACGGCUACAUGGCACCAAGGAUGUGGUGACCAUAAAAGGGCAAGUGGUGCCUUUCAGCGCAAGGGACAUCAAUGAACUAUACCAAAUGAAGGAUAACCCGGAUGCACUAGGCAACAAAAUCAUUGAUGAUCCCACAGAAGAGCAGUUGGAAGACUCUGCUUCCAGAGAAAUGGAUCUGUGUCACGAAGUGGUUUGGAAUUUCCCAGUCGACGGAGUUCAGUAUUCGAAGAUUGAGGAGGCUGACCGUGUCUAUGAUUUCAUGGCUGGAUUGAACUCGAAAUUUGACACCGUCUGGAGUCGGAUUUUGGGACACAGACCGAUGUCGUCCCUUAUUGAAGUAUGCUCAGAAGUCAGAUUAGAAGAGGAUAGAACCAGCGCUAUGAAUGGUACAACUACCACUACCUUGGACUCUGCUGCAUUUGGGGUCAAGUCGUUUGGAUCCGAAAGUGACAAACAGAAUGGAAAGUCUCCUCCAAUUUGUGAACACUGUAAGAAACCAUGGCACACAAAAGACCAAUGA